Messenger RNA from Anguilla rostrata (American eel), 1589 nucleotides. RefSeq lists its product as uncharacterized. The coding region runs from base 1 to 1266 and encodes 421 amino acids. The transcript has 3 exons. The record is from RefSeq and is a predicted model, not a curated record. Lineage: Eukaryota; Metazoa; Chordata; Actinopteri; Anguilliformes; Anguillidae.
AUGGGUGAUGCCUGGAAAUGCAUAUCAUAUCAGAAGUGCAUAUCAUCCUUCAAGAAGGCCCACAUCACCCCGCUGCUGAAGAAACCCACACUAGAUCCUUCAGUCAUUCAGAACUACCGCCCGGUAUCUCUCCUCCCUUUCCUAUCCAAAACACUCGAACGUGCUGCAUCUAACCAGCUCUCUGCUUAUUUCUCUGAGAACAACCUGCUUGAUCCCCACCAGUCUGGCUUCAGGCCUGGCCACUCGACUGAGACUGCACUCCUCUCGGUCAGUGAGUCACUCCAUGCCGCACGAGCAGCCUCCCUCUCCUCUGUCCUGAUUCUCCUAGACCUCUCCGCUGCAUUUGACACUGUGGACCACUCUACCCUCCUGUCCUCCCUGGCAGCAACAGGGAUCCGCGGCACAGUCCUUGACUGGAUUGAGUCCUACCUCUCUGACCGCUCCUUCCAGGUUGCCUGGGCGGGUCCCCGCCCGCAUCUCCGCUUGCCUGAGGGACAUACAGAGCUGGAUGGACAAUCACCACCUGAAGCUCAACCCGGGAAAGACGGAGCUAAUCUUUAUUCCUGCUCUAUCCUCUCCCCUCCUCGACUUUUCCAUUUCCUUAGGGGACACCGUAGUGACAUCAUCACCCUGCGCCAAGAAUCUCGGAGUGAUGAUGGACAACAGGCUGUCCCUCUCCAACAACAUUGCAGCAGUAACCCGGGCAUGCAGAUUUUUCCUAUACAACAUCCGCAGAAUCCGCCCCUUUCUCACCACCUACUCAACCCAGCUCCUGGUCCAAGCAAUGGUUCUAUCCGCCUGGACUACUGCAACUCUCUUCUGGCUGGACUACCGGCAUCUGCCACCAGACCCCUGCAGCUCAUUCAGAAUGCUGCGGCUCGUCUGGUCUUCAACCUCCCCAGACACUCCCACGUAACUCCCCUGCUCACUACCCUCCACUGGCUGCCUGUUAUAGCUCGCAUCAAAUUCAAAACAUUGGUUCUAGCAUACCAGGCAGUCAAGGGAUCAGCCCCAGCAUACCUUCAAAAGAUAUUCAAACCCUACAUGCCAGCCAGAUCCCUCCGUUCUGCUACCUCAGGACGCCUAGCACCUCCCCCUCUUCGCACCUGCACUUCCAGAACACGUCUCCUCUCUGUUCUGGCCCCACGAUGGUGGAAUGACCUCCCUGUGGAGGUCAGAACAGCUGAGACUGUGACCCUUUUCAAACGACGACUGAAGACCCACCUCUUCAGGCUGCACCUCUCCCCAUCCCUUCCCCCCCUGUAAAUGACUAAACUUAGGGUUGUAACUAGCCAGCUGUUUAAUAGGUGACUUAGUUGAUGCGCCAGUCUUAACGACUACUUGUAUUUUUAUUUAUUUUUAUUUUUCCAUAGAUUGCGUUGUUGCCGUUCUCGUUGUUAGUGUUAAUCAGUUUAACCACCAGGGUCCAGGUUGAACUAUGCGGUUGUUCCCUGUACUUGGACCGGUACUUCUCUCUAGGGGUUUCGUCAUACUUGUUCCUGGUUAUGGUUAUACACUUUGUUGUACGUCGCUCUGGAUAAGAGCGUCUGCCAAAUGCCUGUAAUGUAAUGUAAUGUAAUGUAAUAUUA